ACUUGAGGAAGCCGAGCACGGGCGAUUCAACGUUGUAAGGAAGGAGUUAAACAGGAAUGAAAAAAACUACGAUAUAAACUUCGUAGAUUACCAAGGAUUCACGAUUUUACAUUACGCAUUUAAGUUCAACAAUGACGCUAUGGUACAAUUUCUGCUCGGGAACAAAAAUUUAAAGUUGAACGACUGUUUGUAUCAUGUGAUAAAAUCCAACGAAAUUUCGUAUGUAAAGUUGAUUUUGGAGCCCAAAGGAAAAUAUGAGAAGGAGAUAAUGUUCAGGGAAUGUAAAGGAUCAUUGCACUUCCCGGGGUAUCUAACUCCCCUAAUGCUGGCUUCUCAUUGUGGACAUUUUGAAAUUAUGCAGUACUUAAUCAAAGAAAACCACCCUCCGAUACCUGUGCCACACGAACCAAAAUGUGUUUGUAAAAAGUGUGUUACUGAACUGAGGGAGAUGGACCCCCUGGAAUGGGCCGCCAAAAAGCUGGACACUUUUAGAGCCCUGACUAGUCCAUACUACAUAAUGUUGGACAGCGAAGAUCCUAUAUUCACAGUUUUUCUGAGGGUAGAAGAAAUUAAACUGUGGAAGAACGCUUGUUGGGAGUUUAGAAGAGGAUUUGAGGAAUUAAUGAAAGAUACUGAAACAUUUGCUGCAGAUCUGGUGUCGUUGUGCCGCACAGGACGUGAAGUUAUCACUUUGUUGAGUGAGAAAGAAGGCUGCGACUGGAUUGGAGAGGAUUUUAAGUUUCCUAGAUUGUUGAUGGCAGUGGACAAAAAGCAGCAUCUCUUUGUUGCCCAAACAAAUGUGCAAGCUGUUCUAGAAGAUGCCUGGGUUGGUAAUUGGUAUAUGUGGAAGACUUGUGCGGACUCAAAAUGUCUCUUAUUCUUCUUCGGUCGCAUUUUUACUUUGCCAUUAGUGUGUUUGUUGUGUUUAGUCCCAGCUUUGAACUCAAAGUGGUCCAACUUCUACGAUAUCCCAGUGAACCGCAUGAUAACUUCUGUGGCGUCUUAUUUAGUUUUCUUAUUCCUUCUCUAUUUGGCUUCUGAUAGAGACAAAACAGGCCAAACUAGAUAUGAAAUUCAAAAUCACACUUUAUGGCAGGUAAUAAUAUUUUUCUUUGUCGUCGCUCAUAUUUGUUCUUCAUUCCGGUUGUGGACUGUUCAAGGCACUCGACGCUUUUUCUCUUUUAUGUGGAACACUUACGAUCUAUUCACCCAACUCAUGUUCGCGAUGACUUUCGCCUUUUGGAUGUGUGCUCUUCUAACUCUGGAGACAAUGCCGGACUUAGAACGCAAAUACUGGCAUUACCUAGACCCGCAAUUGCUCGCUGAAGGUCUCUUUUGUAUCGGAACAGUGUUGGCUUACUUAAGGCUUCUUCUUUUGGUGCAAAUGCAUCACACUCUAGGCCCUAUGCAGAUUUCCAUGGGGAAAAUGACAAAGGACUUCUCAAAGUUCAUUAUCAUAUUCGGUAUCGUCGUAGUGUCUUUUAACGUCGCGAUGUCUAGACUCUACGAAUAUUAUGACGGGAUGAAACAGAUAGACCCAAAAACUGGAGCGGAGAGCGUCCAGGAAAGUUCCUUCGUGAGUUUUCAAGAUACCUUUAAAGUGUUGUUUUGGGGAUUGUUCACAAUGUCGUCUCAAGAGGCCGCAGAUGUAGUGAUUGAGAACUUGCCUGAUGUGGGCGAGCAUCUGGGAAGUGUGAAUAGCCACGACCUGACCCAGGCAGUAGGCUACGGUCUCUUCGGCGUGUACGAAGUCCUCACUGUCAUAGUGAUAAUGAACAUGCUGAUCGCCGCCAUGUCUAACACCUACCAGAACGUCACCGACAACGUGGACGUGCAGUGGAUCUUCGGCCGCACUGAAGUCUACAUGAUUUACAUGUCCCAAACAGCUGUUCCUCCUCCAUUCAGCAUUGUUCCUGCUGUGGGGAAGAUCUUUUAUGUGUACUACCAGAGACUGUUUUCGAAACAGUCACCUACCUCAAUCAAACAACCUGAAGAUGAAGAAAAUCACAAAGGAAUUGUUGACGAAAGCUAUAACGACCUUAUGAAGAAACUUGUUAAACGCUAUUUGAACUUAAAAAAUAAUGCUGCGAUUACAAGAAAAAACUAUUUAGAACGUAAUUCACAGGUUAAAGGUGACAGUUCUAAAUUCAUGUCGUAGUAGUAUAGAUAUCUAGUAAGAAUUAGCUAUUUAGAAUUUCUAUUGGAAAACUACGUUUAAUAUUAUUAUCAAGCAGGCUGCUGAUUAAAUACUCGAAUAUCUUCUGUAGU
Molecule: messenger RNA, 2268 nt
Organism: Macrosteles quadrilineatus (aster leafhopper)
Lineage: Eukaryota; Metazoa; Arthropoda; Insecta; Hemiptera; Cicadellidae
Product: short transient receptor potential channel 5-like
Exons: 1
Coding region: 140-2158 (672 amino acids)
Biological process (GO): manganese ion transport; calcium ion transmembrane transport; regulation of cytosolic calcium ion concentration
Cellular component (GO): cation channel complex; membrane
Molecular function (GO): store-operated calcium channel activity; inositol 1,4,5 trisphosphate binding; protein binding
Source: RefSeq, a predicted model, not a curated record